Messenger RNA from Annulohypoxylon truncatum, 662 nucleotides. RefSeq lists its product as uncharacterized. The coding region runs from base 65 to 553 and encodes 162 amino acids. Lineage: Eukaryota; Fungi; Ascomycota; Sordariomycetes; Xylariales; Hypoxylaceae. The transcript has a single exon. The record is from RefSeq and is a predicted model, not a curated record. Gene Ontology annotation, cellular component: extracellular region.
AACCAUUGCUUUUAUCCUUUCGCUAUUACGUCUCAAGUUCCUACCGCCAAAAACAAAACACAAUAUGAAGACCUCGACACUCACGUUCGUCGCCCUCGCUACAUUUGGCACUGGGCUGGCCGCGCCCUCCUCAUCAUCAUCGCCUCACGAGCUGGACGUGCGGGGACCCAGCGGAAUCAACAACCGAGGCAGUGCCCUCUGCAAGAAAGGGGCGAUGGCAGAUAUCCUAAAUUACGCUUCCAAGCUGCCGGACUUCCAACUUUACAAGGACGGCGAGCACAUCAUCUGCUCGGGCAUCAGCAGCGGUUCGGGUGGCACCUGCGCGUUCUUCCAGGGCACCGGCCAGAACCACUUCGGGGCCGAGGUCAAGGAGCUGCUGAACUACCUUUCCCAGCACCCGAACACGCAGGGCUGCGGCAGCAUCCCCGUCUCUUUCCCGCCCGAGGCCGGCGGCGUCAACGACCUGAGCUACGCCGGCCAACUCACCGUCAACUACGUUGCCGAUACGGAUAACCCCUGUGAUCCAGGCGUUUGCGGUGCGACGGAUUGCUAGAGACGGUGAUCCCCCUGAUAGUAGGAGAGGGCGACGAUGAGUCGAUGUAUGAUAUUACGAAAGUAGGAAGGCUGUUCACUUUGGUCAAUAUCAGUUGGGUUUACGGUAG